Molecule: messenger RNA, 6795 nt
Organism: Patella vulgata (common limpet)
Lineage: Eukaryota; Metazoa; Mollusca; Gastropoda; Patellidae
Product: palmitoyltransferase ZDHHC3
Exons: 8
Coding region: 52-852 (266 amino acids)
Biological process (GO): peptidyl-L-cysteine S-palmitoylation; protein targeting to membrane
Cellular component (GO): Golgi apparatus; endoplasmic reticulum
Molecular function (GO): protein-cysteine S-palmitoyltransferase activity
Source: RefSeq, a predicted model, not a curated record
CACUGGAAAAAAUUAUCGGAUUAUGGUGGUAGUGUUUUUUCAGAUUUCGGAAUGGUUGUAUUUCGAGGCGACCCUUGUGGGGUGAUUUGUAUUUUGAUAACUUACACUGCUGUUUUUUAUGCCGACUAUGUUGUUGUACGACAUUUGGUUAUUCCAACCAUGGCUGAAAGUAUGUGGGGAGCUGUAAAUGUUGUGUUUUUCAACAUGAUUGUAUUUUUAUUGACUAUUUCACAUCUACGGGCUGUAUUAUCAGAUCCAGGAAUAGUUCCUUUACCAUCCACAAGUAUGGAUUUUUCGGAUCAUCAUGCUGGAAAUCCUGUCCAAUCGAAAGAUGGCUGGACAGUAUGUAUAAAAUGUGAAACAUAUCGACCUCCAAGAGCACAUCAUUGUCGAGUCUGUCGUCAGUGUAUCAGACGAAUGGAUCAUCAUUGUCCAUGGAUAAAUAAUUGUGUUGGAGAGUUUAAUCAGAAGUUUUUUAUUCAGUUUUUAUUUUAUGUGGGUUUGUUGAGUGUUUAUGCUUUUGGGUUGACUAUAGCUGCAUGGAUCAUAGACCCAGGAUCUCCAAAAGAACUAAAACAUACCAAAUUAAUACAUUCUGUUAUAUUAGUGAUUGAGUCGAUUCUGUUUGGUUUGUUUGUUGUUGCUAUCGGCUGUGAUCAGAUAUCCUCAAUUCUAAAUGAUGAAACAUUAGUAGAACAAGUUAAGAAAGAUUCAAAUUCAUACAAAAGACAACCGAAAUCCAGGAUGGCAUUAUUUCAAGAGGUCUUUGGACGUGGUCAUCCUUUAUCAUGGUUAUGUCCCUUGCAAUUUAAUCCAGUGAACAGACAAUUACAGUCAUCAUUCGAGGUCUGAUCUAAAAAUAAAAACCAAAGACAAAUACAUCAUAUCAGCUGAACAGUUGAGCAAUCAUUUCUUGUAUUUUAAUGUUUAUUUCAUUUCUUUUUAUAAACUUAAUGGUAAUUGUGUGGAUUCAGUGAAAUAACUAUUGUAGACACAUAUUCAGUUUUGGGAAUAGGCAGGGUGGGUAACCUUUCUAAGGCAACACAAAUAAAAUAAGUUGUUUCUCGGGCACCGCCCGCACGCAAAAUUGGUUGCGCGUGCGGCCUAUUUAUUAGUCUUGAUGAAAAAUAAAAAAUAUGUAACGCCCGCCCGAACAUCGAUAAGCAAGUCAUAAAAAAAAUAUGCCGCAUGUAUCUACAUGCCCCAUUCGUGAAUAUCCAUUCAAAUGUAUUAAACUGAUUCAGAUGUAAACGCUCAUUUACGGGUCUUUUUUAUUGAUAUCGAAAGAACCUCCAUUUUUGUAUCACGUGAUUUUAAUUACCUCCCCUUGUGAACUAGAAUUUGAUUCGUGUUAAACACCGAAAGUCAUUGACAACAAUGCAAUGUAAUUCAAUCAUUCGAUCUUAAUCGGCUCAUUAUUGCCGGCUUCAGUCGGUCCAUGUUUGAAAAAAUCCUACUUAUAAAACAAUGAAUCGUAGAACAGGUUAAUUAUUAUAACUUGUGGCUACGAAUACGAUACGAUGAUAGUCACCAUACCUUAGUCAGAAUCUGGGUCAUUAGCACGUUUAACGGUAGUUUUGAUAAUCCGGAAAAUAAUAAUUGGAUUACACAUUUGAUGGUUUUACUGACGAGUUGUUAGUUAAAUUUAAAUAGUCAUUCGAUAUAAACCCCAGAUAGAACACCGAAUAUGCUGAGAAACACACCAAAUAUCCUGAGAAACAGUCAUUUCACGAAUCCCGAUGACACGUGACAUGCAUUGGUUGGAAUUAGGUCAAUCAUUAUAAACCAGCGAUACUAGAUUUAGAUCGAAGUGUCGUUUACCGUGAUGAUUAUUUUUGAUACACAUGCUGACAGAGGCUUACUCUUUAAAAUAUUGUCGUUAUUAUGGACAGCUAUUAAUAGUCGUACGGAAUUUUAUUUUAAACCAAUUUCAAUUAUGGUUGUCACCAUUACCAUUAGUAAGCUACAUUACGUGAAUUAAAUAUGGAAAAUUAUUUUCCUUUCAGUCAGUGUUCAGUGUUUGAGUAGACUUGAUUUUUGGAUUUAUGUUCUAAGUAUGUAUAAUAUAUAACUGAAAGCAAAACCGUAGACAAGUAAUGACUUUCUCAUUAAAAAAAAAAAAAAAAAUACAAGGCCGCCCUCCCGCCCCAACAAUUUUCAACAAUAGGCAAAUUUUAUUUUGCACCAUCCUCUAGCCAGAAAUGAGAUAAAAAAAAAAAUAAACCGCCCUCCCCCCCCUACAGUUUCAGCUGUCAGUUGCCCGAGAAACAAGACAUUUAUUUUGUGUAGCCUAAAGUUGAAAGAUUUUUUGUUUUAUUUUGUGGUUUCAAACAUUAUUUGAUAGGAGUCAAUGAAAGACUAGAAAACAUUUUUGACAAAACUUAUUCAGGUUAUUCAAGUAAAACUCCCAACUAUCAAUUUUAAAUUUAAUUUUUUUUUUACAAUAUUGAUAUAUUUCAUGUACUGUAUAAUAAAAAUAUUGGUACAUUUCAUAUACUGUACCUCGAACUCAUAUUCAUAAAUAUACAAAACCGCAUUAUGUUAGAGCUGGGUGAUAUUUCAUUUUUUCGAUAUAAAAAUGUCAAAAGAAAUAAAAACCAUCAAAUAUACUGUCUUAAAAAAAAUAUUGAAAAAACGAACAUACCGAUAUAUAUCACGGUUUUGAUUUUCUGGAUAAUAUUUAACAUAAAUAUUGAAAAAUGACUUCCUUUUAAUGUUAUUUAUGAUAUUUUAUUGCUUUGAGAUGAAUAAAUACUGUUAGAUAAACUGCAGACUAUUCAUUCCAUGAAGUUUGCAAACACCGUUAAAGAGCUUUGUUUUCGUCACAUGACUUCUCGCUCACUUUUCCACUUGAGGAUACUGUAAGAAUUAUCCUUGCUUCUGUUCAAUUUCAAUGCAUCUUGACGAAUUGUUUAUACGGAUACUUUGAUUUUCCAAAGGAGUCAUUGAGUUUCUGAUUGAAACAAAUUUUUAAUAAAGCAGAAAUAUAAAUAUUGAAACUAUAUAGAGUGUACCAAUAGACUGAUUAUCAUUCACCGUUGGAAGUGUCAUGGCGGCCCGUGUUCCAAAAAGUCGCUCUUUGGCAAAAUCCGUGGAUACUUUUUGACAUAGUAUUUACGUUUUAUUUAUAGUUUAACUCAGUGUAUUGUGAAGCAUAUGCUUGUAUGAGAAAAAUGAGUUUGCAAGGGCAAGUGAAUAUGCACGGCCUCCUUCAUAUGUAAAUAUUCUUAAUUUUUUUUGUGCCUCCUUCAUAUGUAAAUAUUCUUAAUUUAAAUCAAAUAUCAUAAUUAAUAUAUUGGAAAUUAUAAUUGUAAUAAACAAUUACAACAUAAACCGACAUUGUUUGCAAGUCUUCAUGGCUAUAUAUACAUAUUAAAUUUACAGCUCAUUAAAUUUUGUUUGUAAAUUUAGUACUUGUAAUAAUAUUGUCUAGAAAAUGUCAAGUGAAUACUCCGGGGGUAUUUCCAACUUUUUAAACAUGUCUAUUUACAUUUAAAAGGUGAUAAACUGAAAUUAUUGACAUUUUCUGAAAAUAUCGCGAUAUCUAUUUUCAAGGAUAUUGCCCAGCUCUACAUUCUUGUCAUAAUUUGCCAUCAUUAAAUACAAGAAAUCAUAACAAAUCACAUUUUACCAAGAAGAGCAGAUAAUCUUGAAAUCAAUAUAAUUAAAUUUCUAAUUGGUAGUUUUUCAAAAUGCCAUUAUUUGCGAUAAGGAGUUCAUCCAAUUUCAGAUACACAUAGCAAAAAGGCCUAAAACUGAACUGAAUAGCCCAAAUUGGCUUCUAUAAGUCUGUUGAAAUUAAAUUAACAUAAUUAUAGGAUACAUAGUUCUAAUUGGCAUUUUUUAAUAUGCCCUUAUUUAUAGUUAGGAGUUACUACACAUAGCAAAUGGCCUUAAAACUGAUAUUGUCACAAUUGGCUUCCAUAAUUCUGUUUUACAGAUUUUAUUAUUUUCAAUACAGUGAAUUUUAAACUGAUUAACAAGGACUGCUUUCUAUUUGUAAUGUCAUUUUAAGUUUUUAUAAAUAAGAAUUUCAUGCAAUGUUUUAUUUUUUUAUUUCAUUGUUUUUAACACCAAUCAAAAAUUCUGUUGAAGGUCCCAUAUCCUGAGCUACAACAGCGUAAGAUUUUAUUCUUGACCUUUAGUUAAAUUUUACCAAGUUUUGAAAUAUGAAUGGACACAGUAGAAUAAAUGCUGUGAUUAAAGUUGAUUUGCUUAGAUAUAGGUCAGUGUUCCUGUUAGUGGGAGUCUGUUUUAUUUUCUGUACUGAGAUUUUAUCUCCAAAGACUUGUCAUCAGCUAAAGUAUCUUCACAUUAUUAUUUAGAUCUAAAUCCUUACAUACAGCAUAUGAUUGUUAAGCCUAAUAAGGUUGUUGCAUGUCAUUCCUCAACAUAAAUCACUUUGAAUUAUUGAAAUAGUUGUUUAUAGCAGUUACAAAUUAUUAAUUAAUGUUUAUUAUUAUAUGUUAUAAGGUAUCUUUCAAUAUAUAUUUUAUUAACUCAAGCAUUGUGAUGUGUUAUUUAUUAUUUUAGAGAUAAUAAAGGCUGGAAUCAGUUUGUUUUCUCAAUAUUUUAAGAAUAGAUUUAAUUGGGGUGCCAAAUCAGGAAGGCGCUAAAAUAAACUGGUUCUUGCCUUGAAAUGUGUAUAUUAUUAUGUAUAUAUGUAGUAAUUGCAUUUAGAAGUAUUAAUCAUGUUACAAUAUUUACUCUUUAACUAACUGGACAUUCUUACCCUUCAUUUUAGAAUUCAUUAGACCUUUCAAUUUGGAAUCCUUGGCUGAUAUAUGGCCAUGUUAUGAAUGAAUCAGUCAAAUGUAUUCAUUUUGUGCUUGGAGAUGACAUUUAACUUUGAACUAUGUAUUUAUUCUUUCUGUUGAACAAUUACUAGUUCUGUUGCUGCCAGUGAUGUCACAAAUGCAUUCAUUUCAGGAAAGCAUUUGAGCGGAGAAUCCUGGAAUUGAUGUUUAUGAAGUCUGUUCUUCAACUAUUUCAUUGGCAAUGCUUUGGAAAAUAUUGGCGCCCUCUUUCAUGUUUUCAUUGUCUUAAUUCUUUUGUAUAUUGUUGUACAUUAUUUUUAUUGUAUAUAUGUAUCGAUAUAUGCAAUCAUUUAGCUUUUGAUUAUAAUUUAUGCAAAUAAUACAUAGAGUUACUUCUUUUUCUGUCAGGUUUUAUUCAAGUUUCUUUUUAUCUUAUGCAUAUUUAAAUGAUAUUGAAAAUUAAUGGGGUAAAUAAUGUUAGAAUUAUUAUAUUUUUUCUGGAAUUUUCAAUUAUUUGGACUAUAUUGCUCAUAUAUAUUUACUUAAUGCAUACUGAUUAGCAGUGAAUGUUCUCUAGGCCACUACAAUCACUGACAUCGGUGUGGCUUAAUGAACAUUUUGUUUAAGUAUUAGAAAAAUAAAUAGAAAUGUUUGAAGUAUAUCUAGAUAAAAAAUAUUUCCUAUUUAGUGUAAAUGGGUAUAUAAAAUGAGUAAAAGGCACAAUUCUGCCUGAAACAGUUAACACAACAACGUCUUAUGUAAACAAUGCAUGCGCUAUAGACGAUGGAUGCCCUGUGAUGCAAAGUCACCUGUAGAGGGCAUACUUGAACUUGUAAAGGUCAGUCAUCUAAUACAGAAGUAUAAGAAGGGUUUCACAAUACCUAUGUAAACAGAUUGGGUUUAAUGCCCUACUGUUUAAACAUAAUGUAACAUCAAUAAGAUCAAUUUAAUGCAUCUAGAUAAACAGAAUGUGACAUCAAUAAGAUCAAGUUAAUGCAUCUAGAUACGCUGUAUUCAUGAACUGUUUUGUAUACAGUAUUCGUAUGAUCUUAUCCAUGUUUAAUUAGUUGCACAAUGUUGAUUUCAUUACUUAUAGUUUGAUACUUGAAACAAACUGUCAUAGAUAUUAUAAGGCCUAGCUCUCAGUACUGCUGGAAUUUCAAACCAGUAGAAUUCGAGUUGGGAUAUUUGGCACUGAUUUUAGUUAACUAGAUUAUAUAUUAUUAAAUGUAUUAGGGCAAACAUGUUUUAAUUAUUGUUUCUUUAUAAGAACAAUUAGUACAGGUAAGGUGAACAUUUAGUCUUUAGGCUUUAUCUUCUUCUGUCUAGUUCUCAAUUAAAGGUGUGUUUUCUUAUGGUUAACGAGAUUGUGAUUUUUCACCAGGGCUAUACUUGGUCCCAUCUGUAGAUGUACCAUAUAUUUGUCCUGAAAUAAGCUAGUUUUAGUUGACUGGACGAUAAAGCUCAAUUGUCUCUCUGUCCCUAACUGGUAGUUAACAUUUACAGUACACAAACAAAAAAGACACUAACACAAUUUGUGCCAGUAAAUGGGGAUAGAUAAUCCUUAGCAGUGAAGAAAUAGAGGAUUUGUUGGGUAACAUCUAAGCUAUAGACUACAACAUUAAUCACCUAUUACUAUUAUUAUACUUGUAAUGGUUAUUUUUAGAAUUGAAAUACUAGCAGAAUAGGAUUUCCAAACCAUUACUUGUAAGGUUGAUUUCUGCAACAAAUAUGUUUUGUCUUUGUAGUUGAAUUCAACCUUAGUGUCCAUGAUGGUGGUGUAAAUAGGAGAUGGAACACAGUCCUUUUGUUUGUUUUUUUUGUUUUUUUUCUCGUAAUUCUAAAUUUUAAGAUAUCUCAGUAAAUGUAAAUGUAUACCCCUAGCCUUCUAAAAUCUAGCUCAAUUUUCUUUUUAUCAUAUAAUUGUUGUAAAGGAUAUAAUUUAUGUAUUGAUCUGUUUCUGUCAAAUGUCAUGAUAUUCUGUCUACAAUGUAACUUUGGAAUAUUUUUUUAUUUGAUAUAAAAUAUUUAUAAACCA